Messenger RNA from Ahaetulla prasina, 768 nucleotides. RefSeq names its product SIX homeobox 6 (gene SIX6). Gene Ontology annotation, cellular component: nucleus; transcription regulator complex. The coding region runs from base 19 to 768 and encodes 249 amino acids. The transcript is spliced from 3 exons. The record is from RefSeq and is a predicted model, not a curated record. NCBI's taxonomy places the organism in Eukaryota, Metazoa, Chordata, Lepidosauria, Squamata, Colubridae. Gene Ontology annotation, molecular function: RNA polymerase II cis-regulatory region sequence-specific DNA binding; DNA-binding transcription factor activity, RNA polymerase II-specific. Gene Ontology annotation, biological process: regulation of transcription by RNA polymerase II; eye development.
GCCGCUGGGACUGUCUCCAUGUUUCAGCUGCCGAUCCUCAACUUCAGCCCUCAGCAAGUGGCCGGGGUGUGCGAGACCCUGGAGGAGAGCGGCGACGUGGAGCGCCUGGGGCGCUUCCUGUGGUCGCUGCCGGUGGCGCCGGCGGCGUGCGAGGCGCUCAACCGGAACGAGUCGGUCCUCCGCGCCCGCGCCAUCGUGGCCUUCCACGGCGGCAACUACCGCGAGCUCUACCACAUUCUGGAAAGCCACAAGUUCCCCAAGGAGUCGCACGCCAAGCUCCAGGCGCUCUGGCUCGAGGCGCACUACCAGGAGGCCGAGAAGCUCCGCGGCCGGCCCCUGGGACCCGUCGACAAGUACCGCGUGCGCAAGAAGUUCCCCUUGCCCCGCACCAUCUGGGACGGCGAGCAGAAGACGCACUGCUUCAAGGAGCGCACCCGGCACCUGCUCCGCGAAUGGUACCUGCAGGACCCUUACCCCAACCCCAGCAAAAAGCGCGAGUUGGCCCAGGCCACAGGACUCACCCCCACGCAAGUGGGCAACUGGUUCAAAAACCGGCGCCAAAGGGACCGGGCCGCCGCCGCCAAGAACAGGCUCCAGCAACAGGGACUCUCCUCGCAGGGUGCGGGUCGGUCGCUGCCGUCGGAGGAAGAGAGCGCGGGCGAACCGCCGCUCGGCGCCGCCGCCAGCCCAGCCGCCAGUCUCUCCAGUAAAGCCGCCGCUUCCUCGGCCAUCUCCAUCACCUCCAGUGAUAGCGAAUGCGAUCUGUGA